Messenger RNA from Jaculus jaculus (lesser Egyptian jerboa), 590 nucleotides. It is a transcript of the gene Chchd7, whose product is annotated as coiled-coil-helix-coiled-coil-helix domain containing 7. The transcript is spliced from 6 exons. Lineage: Eukaryota; Metazoa; Chordata; Mammalia; Rodentia; Dipodidae. The coding region runs from base 300 to 557 and encodes 85 amino acids. The record is from RefSeq and is a predicted model, not a curated record.
GGGGCAGCACGUUGGGGUGCGCGCUACUUAAGGUCCUGCUGCGUGAGCCAUUGACGUGUUUGGAGUUGGAGUCGGCCCGGACGCGGGCGGAGUGGCGGCGAGGGUGAAGCCAGGUAUGCCCUUUCACCUGUUUCACGGUUACACGCUGACCUGCGGCCACCACGGAAGGCAGUGCGGCCUGAGAUUCGCAUCCCUCCGGUUUUCUGCUUGACCUCCCUAUUCCGUCCGUGUCCUCAUGAAAGUGGUGGAGCCUUGUAACAUUGUGUACUGCUGAACCUUGGGAAAUACAAAGACAUAAGAUGCCUAUGGUGACACGACGACUGAGAGAUCCUGACAUAAACCCUUGCUUGUCGGAAUCUGAUGCUUCUACCAGAUGUAUGGAUGAAAAUAACUAUGACAGGGAAAAGUGUUCCAUCUACUUCUUGAAGUACAAAAACUGCCGGAGAUUCUGGAAUUCUAUCAUGAUCCAAAGAAGACAGAAUGGGGUGCAACCAUCCAUGCCUACAGCAGCAGAAAGAGAUGAAAUUUUGGGAGCCAUGGGAAAGAUGCCUUAUUAAAUGUUUGGAUUAAAAUUGUUUAUAUAACUUGAA